Molecule: messenger RNA, 819 nt
Organism: Macrosiphum euphorbiae (potato aphid)
Lineage: Eukaryota; Metazoa; Arthropoda; Insecta; Hemiptera; Aphididae
Source: the annotation of a GenBank genome assembly
AUGCAACCCGAGAAACCACGAGGAAGACGAUUUACGAUUGAUGACAAGGUGUUUGCAUUGUCUCUUUUUAAACAAAGUGGGAAGGCAUAUUCGACACUUUCAAAAGUGUUCGCACUACCUUCACGAAAGUCAAUCACUGAUCUGUUGAAAAAUGUAUCUUUUGAAACAUGCAUCAACAAAAAAAUUUUUGAACAUUUAAAAGGGUCCGUGAAAAAAUUGAAAAACAAACUCGAUCGAUUCUGCACGGUUAUUUUUGAUGAAGUGUCCAUUUCUGCAUCAUUACAAUUUAAUGAAUCAAACGGUAUGGUUAUUAGCUUUGAAGACCUUAGGCAAAGUGAUCGCUCAACUAAAUUCGCAGAUAAAGUUCUUGUGUUCAUGGUUCGAGGUAUCAGGAAAAAAAUUAAACAGCCAGUUGCAUUUUACCUCACUACCAGCAAAAUGAAUGGUCUAAAGCUUGCUAAAAGUAUCAAAGAAGUGAUUGAAGCUGUAAAAUCAACUGGUCUUACCGUCAUCUCUACUGUAUGUGACCAAGCACCUACUAAUGUGGCUGCGAUAAAUAGACUGCGUCAAGAAACAAACACUAAAUAUAUGAAGAAAGAAAAAGAAAACCGUCUUUUUGGUUUUGAAAUAAAUGAUAAGGAAAUCAUUCCUCCCUUUGAUGUUCCACAUCUUUUAAAAGGUCUUAGAAACAACUUUAUAACAAAAGAUCUAAAUUUUAUUUAUGACAACAGCCAAAAAAAAGCUUCUUGGAAGCACAUAACUCAGUUUUAUGAGUUUGAUAAAGAUAAGAGCACAGAAGGAGAUCGUCUAGUACCUUAA